This is a messenger RNA of Xiphias gladius (swordfish), 7472 nucleotides long. It is a transcript of the gene dock9b, whose product is annotated as dedicator of cytokinesis 9b. Lineage: Eukaryota; Metazoa; Chordata; Actinopteri; Istiophoriformes; Xiphiidae. Bases 616 to 6849 code for a protein of 2077 amino acids. The record is from RefSeq and is a predicted model, not a curated record. The transcript is spliced from 52 exons. Gene Ontology annotation, biological process: small GTPase-mediated signal transduction; positive regulation of GTPase activity. Gene Ontology annotation, molecular function: guanyl-nucleotide exchange factor activity.
UAGUGAGCUGUCGAGUGCUGCUCAGGUACUUUAUGCGCCUUGUUUUCAUACAAGAAUUAAGGCAUUGACUGUUACCUAAAUCGCCUUUGAUAUUUCUAACACUAGCUUGUAUGGAAACGUGACAGUGACCCAGAAGAGGGAAAAUGCCGGUGGUAUUUGGGAACUGUAAAGUCACUUUUGAGUGUCUAAUGGCCACAUUUGAGAAAUAACGCAGUCGGGUUAUAUAGAGCGGCAAUUAUUCCCCAUGGAAAGCCUCGAAAUACGAUGGAUGUCUGAGUUAACAGCGCUGCCCCGGGGGACAUCUUUAGGCUACACUGAGGAAGGGGGGGCGUGGCGGUGGAGCAAGGGACCUUCGCUGACGGGACAGAGCACGGCGCGGGCUCUCCGGUCUUGCUCUCCGGGUGCAGUCGACCAGGGAAGCCGAGCACUACGGGGUCCACAAAGACCGAGCCGUAAAGUUGAAGAAGAGGCGUUAACGGCAGGGUAAAACGGCGUCAGCGUGCGAGUUAACGCAGGUCGGACACACCGGAGCGGCGCCGCCGGGGGGGGGGGGGGGCAGCCCUCGUAUCCUAGCCCUCUGAAUACCUGACUGUCCCAUGACAGGUGGGCUGCACCAUGGCUUCUGCUCCACCUGAGGCGAGGAAGUUUGCCCGGGGCCUCAACAAACCGGGCACCGCCGCGGAGCUGAGGCAAAGCGUCUCCGAGGCUGUCAGGACGUCAGUGUUGAUGGUAAAGCCGAAGAUCAUAGAGCCUCUGGACUAUGAGAAUGUCCUUCUACAGAGGAAGACCCAGAUCAUCAGUGAUGUUCUGCGGGACAUGCUGCAGUUCCCCACCGACGACUUCCAGAUCUCCACCCUGCGGCGCCAGGGCAGGACUCUGUCCUCAACCGUGCCAGAGACUGCCGAGAAAGAAGCUCACUCUCUGUUUGUCCAAGAGUGUAUCAAAACCUACAAGUCCGACUGGCAUGUGGUCAAUUACAAGUAUGAGGAGUAUUCUGGAGACUUCCGUCAGCUCCCAAAUAAGGUGUUAAGACCUGAGAAACUAGCAGCUCACCUGUUUGAAGUGGAUGAAGACGUGGAAAAAGAUGAGGACACAGCCUCUCUGGGAUCUCAGAAGGGAGGAGUGUCUAAACAUGGCUGGCUGUACAAAGGCAACAUGAACAGUGCAAUCAGUGUCACUAUGCGGUCCUUCAAGAGAAGGUACUUCCAUCUGGCUCAGCUUGGAGAUGGGUCUUACAACCUCAACUUCUACAAAGAUGAAAACACCUCCAAAGAACCCAAAGGAACCAUCUUCCUUGACUCAUGCAUGGGAGUUGUUCAGAACAGCAAAGUGCGGCGGUUUGCCUUUGAGCUUAAGAUGCAGGAUAAGAGUACAUUCCUGCUGGCUGCAGACAGUGAAGUGGAGAUGGAGGAGUGGAUCGGCACCCUUAACAAGAUUCUCCACAGCAGCUUUGAACAGGCCAUGCAGGAGAAGAGGAAUGGAGACCUGCAUGAUGAUGAGGAGCAUGGAAAAACAGACCUCUCUUCUGGAAGUUUUCAAGACAGCUUUCAGACCGCCAGAGACAUUGAGUCCAAAAUGAGAAGUGAAGCUCGCCUGAAGCUGUUCACUUUGGACCCUUACACACAGAAACUGGACUUUUCUGGCAUCGAGCCAGACGUGCGGCAGUUUGAAGAGAAGUUUGGGAAGAGAGUCCUGGUCAGCUGCAAUGACCUGUCGUUUAACCUGCAGGGCUGUGUUGCAGAGAAUGAAGAGGGACCAACAACUAAUGUGGAGCCUUUCUAUGUGGCCCUGUCCCUCUUCGACGUCCAGAAUAGUAGAAAGAUCUCAGCUGACUUCCACGUGGAUCUCAACCAUCCUUUGGUCCGACAAAUGACAUCAGGCUCAGGUAGCGGGCAGGAUUUGCAAAUCAACGGCAGCAAAGGUGAUGGUCUCCUGGACGGCCACAGGCUGGCCAGUGGGCUCCCAGAGGGGGCUCUCCAAUACCCCAGACAGGGGGUGUUCUCAGUCACAUGCCCCCAUCCCGAGAUCUUCCUAGUGGCCAGGAUUGAGAAGGUCCUGCAGGGGGGGAUUACUCACUGCACUGAACCCUAUAUGAAGAGCUCCGACUCGGCAAAGAUGGCUCAAAAGGUGCUGAAGAAUGCUAAAACAGCCUGCAGCAGACUAGGACAGUACAGGAUGCCAUUUGCAUGGGCUGCAAGGCCUGUGUUCAAAGAUGCGUCAGGAACUUUGGACAAAAGUGCUCGCUUCUCAGCUCUUUACAGACAGGACAGCAGCAAACUGUCAGAUGAGGACAUGUUCAAGCUGCUUACCGACUUCAGAAAACCAGAGAAAAUGGCCAAACUCCCUGUGCUCUUAGGGAACUUAGAUGUAACUAUUGACAGUGUGGCCCCGGAUGUAACCAAUUGUGUCACCUCCUCCUACAUCCCUGUGCGGAAAUUUGAGGGCAAUGGGCCUGGCAGCGCUCUCCUGGAGGUGGAGGAGUUUGUACCCUACAUCGCUAAGUGCUCCCAACCGUUCACCAUCUAUAAAAACCACCUCUAUGUCUACCCAAAACACCUCAAGUAUGAUGGGCAGAAAUCUUUCGCUAAGGCAAGGAAUAUCGCUGUUUGCAUUGAAUUCAAGGAUUCUGAUGAGGAUGAAGCCCGGCCACUGAAGUGCAUCUACGGUCGUCCAGGAAGUCCCCUAUUCACGAAGCAGGCGUAUGCAGCCAUCCUGCACCACCAGCAGAACCCUGAGUUCUACAAUGAGAUAAAGAUAGAGCUGCCCACCCAGCUGCAUGAGAAGCACCACCUGCUCUUCACCUUCUUUCAUGUUAGCUGUGAUAGCAACAGCAAGAAGAAAGACCUAGUGGAGACUCCAGUGGGCUCAGCUUGGCUGCCACUGCUGAGGGAUGGCAGAGUCAUCAUGAAUGACCAGCAGCUGCCUGUGGCUGCCAAUCUAUCCGCCGGGUACCUGGGCUCCCAGGAUGGUGUCACCAAGCACUCUGGCUCAGAGCUGAAAUGGGUAGAUGGAGGAAAACCCCUGUUCAAAGUCUCAACUCAUCUUGUGUCCACAGUUUACACUCAGGACCAGCACUUGCACAACUUCUUCAAUCACUGUCAAAGCAUGGAGGUGUCAGAACAGGCUUCAGAGGGGGAGCUGGUCAAAUACCUGAAGAGUCUCCAUGCAAUGGAGGGUCAUGUGAUGGUCAACUUUCUGCCCACCAUCCUCAACCAGCUGUUCUGUGUCCUAACCAGAGCCACACACGAGGAUGUGGCUGUCAACGUGACCAGGGUGAUGGUUCAUGUUGUAGCACAGUGCCAUGAAGAGGGACUUGAGCAUUACCUGAGGUCUUAUGUCAAGUUCGUGUUUAAGCCAGAGCCUUAUUCAUCCACCAAUGUAAAAACGGUUCACGAGGAGCUGGCUAAAGCCAUGACAGCCAUACUCAAGCCAUCUACCGACUUCCUAACUAGCAACAAGCUGCUGAAGCACUCAUGGUACUUCUUUGAAGCUCUGGCGAAAUCAGUGGCUCAUUAUCUCAUGGAGAGUGGAAAGGUCAAGCUCUCUAGGAACCAGCGUUUUUCUGCAUCCUUCUACCAUGCAGUGGAGACUCUGGUCAACAUGCUGAUGCCACAAAUCACCCAGAAAUACAAAGACAACCUGGACGCAGCUUGUAAUGCCAACCACAGCCUGGCAGUUUUCAUCAAGCGCUGCUUCACCUUCAUGGACAGAGGCUUCAUAUUCAAGCAGAUCAACAACUACAUGAACUGCUUUGUGCCUGGAGACCCCAAGACGUUGUAUGAGUUCAAGUUUGAGUUCCUGCGGGUUGUUUGCAACCAUGAGCAUUAUGUUCCUCUUAAUCUGCCCAUGCCCUUUGGAAAAGGCAGAAUACAGAGGUUCCAAGAUCUCCAGCUGGACUACUCUCUGACUGAUGACUUCUGUCGAGACCAUUUCCUGGUGGGGCUGCUGCUCAGGGAGGUUGGGGGGGCCCUUCAGGAGUUCCGAGAGAUCCGUCAGAUCGCCAUCCAGGUGCUCAAGGGGCUGAUGAUCAAACACACAUUCGACGACCGCUAUGCUGCGAAAAGCCAGCAGUCCAGACUUGCCACCCUUUACCUACCUCUGUUUGGCCUGCUCCAGGAGAAUGUCCACAGACUGGACGUCAAGGAGUCAGCGCCCCUCAGCAACCACAAUGCGAGGGAGGACUCUCUGGUGCCAAACUCCAUGGUGACUCAUCAGAAACCCGGGAGCUGCAUAGAGAGUGCUCUCCACAAAGAUGUGUUUGGGGUCAUCUCUGGAACAGCGUCCCCUCACAGCUCCACUCCCAAUGUCAGCUCAGUUCACCACGCAGACUCCCGAGGCUCCCUCGUCUCCACCGACUCCGGAAACAGCCUGGACAAGAGCAGUGACAAGACCAAUUCCCUGGAGAAGAACCAGUGUGCGUCGGCUCUGGGCAGCACUGUGCUGCGCUGCGACAAACUGGACCGGGAAGAGAUCAAAAACCUGCUCAUGUGCUUUCUGCAUAUUCUCAAGAGCAUGUCAGAGGAGGCCCUUUUUGCUUACUGGAACAAAGCAGCUUCCUCAGAACUAAUGGACUUCUUUACAUUAAUAGAAGUCUGCCUCCAUCAGUUCAGAUACAUGGGGAAGAGAUUCAUCGCCAGGAGCCAGGAGGGGACAGGGCCUGUGGCUCCGGACAGGAAGUCUCUGACUCUGCCUGUGUCUCGUAACAGGGCAGGGAUCCUGCACGCCCGCCUACAGCAGCUGGGAACUCUGGAGAAUGCUCACACCUUCAACAACAUGUACUCUCAUACAGAAGCAGAUGUGAGCAGCCAGUGCCUGCUGGAGGCCAAUGUGUCCACAGAGGUCUGUCUGACUGUACUGGACACACUGAGCACCUUCAUCAUGGGAUUCAAGACCCAGCUCAACUCGGACCUGGGUCACAACCCCCUGAUGAAGAAAGUGUUCCAGGUACAUCUGUGCUUCCUGCAGAUCCCUCAGUCCGAGGCCGCCCUCAAACAGGUCUUCAUCUCACUCAGGACCUUCAUCUACAAGUUCCCCUGUACCUUCUUUGACGGCCGGGCCGACAUGUGUGCCUCUCUGUGCUACGAAAUCCUCAAGUGCUGUAACUCCAAGCUGAGCUCCAUCCGCGGCGAUGCCGCCCAUCUUCUCUACUUCCUCAUGAAAAGCAACUUUGACUACACAGGCCGCAAGUCUUUUGUACGAACACACCUGCAGGUGGUCAUUGCUGUCAGUCAGCUGAUUGCUGAUGUCAUCGGCAUCGGGGGGACCCGUUUCCAGCAGUCCCUUUCUAUCAUCAACAACUGCGCCAACAGUGACAAGAGCAUCAAGCACACAGCGUUUCCGUCGGACGUGAAGGACCUGACAAAGCGCAUCAGGACAGUGCUGAUGGCCACAGAGCAGAUGAAGGAGCACGAGAACGACCCGGAGAUGCUGGUGGACCUCCAGUACAGCUUGGCCAAGUCCUACACCAGCACGCCCGAGCUCCGCAAGACCUGGCUGGACAGCAUGGCGCGCAUCCACAACAAGAAUGGGGAUCUUUCGGAGGCAGCCAUGUGUUACGUGCACGUUACUGCUCUGGUGGCUGAGUACCUGUGGAGAAAAGGCAUGUUCCGGCAGGGAUGCUCUGCCUUCCGCGUCAUCACGCCAAACAUCGACGAGGAGGCGGCCAUGAUGGAGGAUGUAGGGAUGCAGGAUGUUCACUUCAAUGAGGAGGUGCUGAUGGAGCUGCUGGAGGAGUGUGCUGAUGGGCUCUGGAAGGCGGAGCGUUAUGAGCUCAUCGCUGACGUCUACAGGCUCAUCAUCCCCAUCUACGAACAGCGCAGGGACUUUGAGAAACUGACCCACCUGUAUGAUACCCUCCACCGUGCCUACACUAAGGUGAUGGAGGUGAUGCACACUGGCAAGAGGCUGCUGGGCACAUUCUUCAGAGUGGCUUUCUUUGGACAGGGCUUCUUUGAGGACGAAGAUGGAAAGGAAUACAUCUACAAGGAGCCAAAGUUCACGCCGCUGUCGGAGAUUUCCCAGAGGCUCCUGAAGCUCUACUCCGACAAGUUUGGCCAGGAGAAUGUCAAGAUCAUUCAGGACUCUGGCAGGGUGAACCCGAAGGACCUGGACUCCAAGUACGCCUACGUCCAGGUGACCCACGUCACACCCUACCUAGACGACAAGGAGCUUGAGGACAGGAAGACGGACUUCGAGAAGAGCCACAACAUCCGGCGCUUUGUCUUCGAGACGCCGUUCACGGUGUCGGGCAAGAAGCAGGGAGGAGUGGAGGAGCAGUGCAAACGGCGGACCGUUCUCACCACCACCCACUGCUUCCCUUACGUGAAGAAGCGCGUGGCGGUCAUGUACCAGCACCAGACCGACCUGAGCCCCAUCGAGGUGGCCAUAGACGAGAUGAGCUCCAAGGUGGCCGAGCUGCGACUGCUGUGCUCAGCCUCCGAGGUGGACAUGAUCCGUCUGCAGCUCAAACUGCAAGGCAGCAUCAGUGUCCAGGUAAAUGCUGGCCCUCUUGCUUACGCCAGAGCUUUCCUAGAUGACAGCAGUGCCAAGAAAUACCCUGACAACAAGGUCAAGCAGCUCAAAGAGGUUUUCAGGCAGUUUGUGGACGCCUGUGGUCAGGCGCUGGGGGUGAACGAGCGGCUGAUCAAAGAGGACCAGCAGGAGUAUCACGACGAGAUGAAGGCCAACUACAGGGACCUGACCAGGGAGCUGUCGAACAUCAUGCAUGAGCAGAUAAACCCAGUGGAAGACGGUACACGGAGCGCUCUGUCGGACUCCAUGGGCAUCUUCAACGCCAUCAGUGGCACGGCAGCCAGUGCCAGCGCUCAUGGCUCGACCACCAUACUCUGACAGCGACGGUCCACUCCAGUCUCACGCCUUCGUUCGCCCAUAAUAAUGAUUGGUCAAACUGCCUGCCACUCAGAAGGAAUCAACUAGGACUCUUUCUAAGUACCUAAAAACAACCCACAGCCGUGAUCCAUUGGUAUAUUUUUUUUUUUCCUCCUGCUGUUCCUCUGCAUGUCGUGAGCUAGAAAAUUCAAAAGAAAAUCAGCAGGCCCCUUCGUUCUUGUUUCCUAUGGAGACUCUGGAGCCAGAUUUAAGCCACAUAGAGGGUUUUGUUUUUAUCCUAUGUAAGACCGGGUUAAGCGAAUGUGAUGACUCAGCUCAACGUUAUGUUAUCUGAAAGCGUCCUGGUGUCUUAAACCCCACCCAAGGGCUGUUGUCCCUAGGUUGCAACAAACGUGAGGAACUUCAUUUGCAUUUGACCCAAGUCUAAACCUUAUCUGUUCUCUACUGUGGGGCUCCCAUUUAUCUACAGUGUUUGUGAGAGAGAUUUUAUGAGAGACAAAUGCCACUGCUGUAACCAUACAUACGUUCUCCGACUGAUGCACAGUAUUUUCACGUUGCUUUUUUCUGUUCUUUUCCCAUCGGGGCUCUGUUACAGCAGAUGCGUGCUUUUUUUUUUUUUUUUU